GCAAGCACAGAUCUGCAGGACAUGUUGGCGGCAGGGUCCAGAGGAGGAGAGGAGCAGUUGGGGGACAGCUGUGGAAGUCCUCACGGUUCCUCAGAGGCUCAGCAAGGUGACUGUGAGGAGGAGGAGGAGGCUGAGCUGCCUUGCUCUGUUAUCAGCCUGGUGACAAGACAGGAGAGAAGGGUGCCAGCAGCCUCACGGCGAGCCCCUCGUGCAGAGCAGCCCACCAUCUGCUCCGAGUGUGGCAAGGGCUUCAGUCGGAGCAUUCACCUCAUCCAGCACCAGCGAAUGCACACCGGGGAGCGCCCGUUCCUGUGUGGGGAGUGUGGCAAGGGCUUCAGCCAGAGCUCCCAUCUCAUCCAGCACCGGCGGGUCCACACGGGCCAGAAACCCUACACGUGUGCCGAGUGUGGGAAGAGCUUCAGCCAGAGCUCCAACCUGCUCAAGCACCAGCGCAUCCACACCGGGCUCAAACCCUACGUGUGCAGCGAGUGCGGGAAGAUCUUCAGCGACAGCUCCACGUGCAUCAAACACCAGCGUAUGCACACGGGCGAGCGGCCCUACAAGUGCCCGGCCUGUGGGAAAAGCUUCAGCCAGCACUCCCACCUCCUCCAGCACCAGCGAGCCCACGACGGCAUCCGGCCUUACGCCUGUGGGCAGUGUGGCAAACGUUUUGGGCAGAGCUCCGACCUCAUUAACCACGCUCGUACCCACACUGGCGAGAAGCCUUACAAAUGCAGCCAGUGCUGCCGGGGCUUCAGUGGCAACUCCAACCUCAUCAAGCAUACCCGCAUCCACCCUGGAUACCGCUGCACCCCGUGUGGGGAAAGCUUUCGGUUCCAGCCCCAGCUGGUGCGCCACCAGAAGCACCAUACAGAGUAGAUG
Molecule: messenger RNA, 882 nt
Organism: Opisthocomus hoazin
Lineage: Eukaryota; Metazoa; Chordata; Aves; Opisthocomiformes; Opisthocomidae
Source: RefSeq, a predicted model, not a curated record